AUGACGAUGGUCAUUGACAACCAGGGUCGACAGUACGGUGGCAUGGGUUACGACCAAAUGUAUUCAAGCAACAUGCAUACUCAACCUCAGUUCAACGACCCGUGGCCUCCCCACACAGUCACAUCAUCGUCGUCUUUUCCUUCGCUCUCCAAGACAGACAACUCCCGACCAGGCAUGACCAUUCCUUACACUCAUCUUCCUCCAGUCUCUGGAUCAAUGUCUCAAGGUAGCGCAUACUCUACCAGUGGAUUGCAAGGCCCCGACUUACUGAGUUAUCAAGACGUUCCUCGCUCUACCUAUGGCGAGCAAACCUACCCUGCAACCUCAUCAUCAUAUGCACCAUCAUAUUCAUCUCUCAACUAUGCUCAGUCACUUCACCAGCAACAACAGCAGCAGCAACAACAGAGAAAGCUGUCGUCUGACACUUCAGAGAACGCGAGAGCAGCCAACGCGAGCUAUGCUGACCUCGACGCGUCUCGCAACAUGCUGGCCCUGAGCCAUUCCAGCCUUGGUCAUCAGGGCAUCCAGGAUUUGACGCCUCGCAACAUCUACGAAGCUCGCGCCCAACGCGGCUCAACUGAUGCGUAUGGCUUUCCUCACACCAGCUCCAAUCACUCAUCCAUCUCGAACGAGUCUGGGCGAGGGUAUCCCUACUACGCACCUAGUUCUGUCGGUUCGGUGACGGAUAGCGCAACCGACUACAGCUCGGCCGCUUCAGAUGCUGGCUACGAGUCCAUGGCCAACUCUCGGACGUUACCCCGCCCUUCUCAAAUGAUGGGAGUGCCUUUGGGCCCCCCAGCUCCUUCUACGAUGAUGGGCCAAUUUUCAUCUAAAAUGGCUCCCAAUACGCAGAAAAAGCACAGAUGUCGAGUUUGCGAGAAGCGGUUUACACGACCAAGCUCUCUUCAAACUCACAUGUACAGCCACACGGGUGAGAAGCCAUUUGCCUGCGAUGUCGACGGCUGUGGUCGCCACUUUUCUGUGGUCAGCAACCUUCGCCGGCACAAAAAGGUUCACAAAGGCGACUCCGCUUCCAACGCCAGCCACUCCGACGUUGAGGAGUAG
Messenger RNA from Exophiala mesophila, 1065 nucleotides. RefSeq lists its product as uncharacterized. Gene Ontology annotation, biological process: regulation of transcription by RNA polymerase II. The transcript has 2 exons. The record is from RefSeq and is a predicted model, not a curated record. The coding region runs from base 1 to 1065 and encodes 354 amino acids. Lineage: Eukaryota; Fungi; Ascomycota; Eurotiomycetes; Chaetothyriales; Herpotrichiellaceae. Gene Ontology annotation, molecular function: DNA-binding transcription factor activity, RNA polymerase II-specific; RNA polymerase II cis-regulatory region sequence-specific DNA binding. Gene Ontology annotation, cellular component: nucleus.